AUGAAAGACAUAGGAGGUACAGUAAAAACAACUUUCCGAGAAACAUUUACAUUAGUUCAAAAAGAUAUUCUACGGUGGUUUCCCGGUCAUAUGGAAAAAGGUUUAAAGCAAAUGGAACAACGUUUGAAGAAUGUUGAUUGUAUAGUAGAAGUACAUGAUGCUAGAGUACCGAUUUCAGGACGUCAAGCAGAUUUUCGUCAAACUUUAACUGGUUUAAAACCGCAUAUUUUUGUAUUAAAUAAGAUUGAUUUAGCUGACUUAAAAUAUAAGCAGCAAAUAGAAUCUACCCUAAAGAAUGAAGGAUUAUCUCACAUACUUUUUACUAAUUUUAAAAAUCAGGAAUGCAAGGGCAUGAGAAAAAUAUUACCUUUGGCUAAAAAAUUAAUAUCGAAUUCUGAACGAUAUAAUAGAAAUAAUGAAGAAUCUUUUGCAAUGAUGGUCAUUGGUAUACCUAAUGUAGGAAAAUCUUCUUUAAUCAAUCGUUUAAGAAAUACUUACUUAAGAAAAUCAAAAGCUACAAAAGAAGGGCCUAUAGCAGGAGUGACACGUUCCGUAUUAACUCGUAUAAAAAUAUCUGAAAAUCCAGAUUUUUUUUUAUUAGACACUCCAGGUAUCUUAGCACCUCAUGUGAAAGAUAUAUAUACUGGUCUCAAAUUAGCUUUGAUUGGUUGUUUACAAGAUCAUUUGGUAGGACACAUAACAGUUGCUGAUUUUCUUCUUUUUUGUUUAAAUAAAUAUGGAAAAUAUGAGUAUGUUGAAAAAUUAAAUUUACCUGAGCCAAAUGAUAAUAUCAUUUAUGUUCUUACAUUUAUUGCUGCAAAGCUAGGAAAAACUCUAAAAUUACGUGAUUACAAUAAUAAAUACGUUGUUAAACCUGAUUUUCAAGUUGCUGCCAUGUAUUUUAUUAAUAUGUUUAGAAAUGGAGAAUUUGGUCCUAUUUGUUUAGAUGAUGAUAAAUUAUCUAAUAAAGGAUAAAUUAAUAACUCAGGAUAAAUUAAUCUAAUACAUACAUCACAUAUUUAAAAUUACAAUUUACAUAACUAGUUGAAUAAAUUAGAAAGUUUUUGUAUUAUUGUAACUUUAAAUUCUGCAUUUUUAUCAUUUAGCAAAACUUAUUUUUUCCAUAUAAAUUGUAUCAUGUUGAUUGAUUUAAAUAAUUAUAAUAAAUAAUAUAUACUUAUUA
Vespa velutina is the source of this 1183-nucleotide messenger RNA. Its product is annotated as mitochondrial GTPase 1. The record is from RefSeq and is a predicted model, not a curated record. Bases 1 to 975 code for a protein of 324 amino acids. Lineage: Eukaryota; Metazoa; Arthropoda; Insecta; Hymenoptera; Vespidae. Gene Ontology annotation, cellular component: mitochondrion. The transcript has a single exon. Gene Ontology annotation, molecular function: GTP binding; GTPase activity.